Messenger RNA from Papilio polytes (common Mormon), 448 nucleotides. RefSeq lists its product as uncharacterized. The record is from RefSeq and is a predicted model, not a curated record. The transcript has 3 exons. The coding region runs from base 50 to 403 and encodes 117 amino acids. Lineage: Eukaryota; Metazoa; Arthropoda; Insecta; Lepidoptera; Papilionidae.
UGAGAACGUUUUUACAGCAUUUAAUAGAUCUAUUAAUCGUUACGAUCAGAUGGGAUUUGAUGAUAGGCAAUUACUUAUAGGAUCUUGGAAUCAAGACGCCACAGAUGAUGAAGAUAUCGGAGAACCAUAUAGUCUUUACGUUGUUAACUCAAUGGAUAGAGCUAAAUGUGUUAACUUUAUGGCUCCAGUAGUGGACUUAAGAAAUUAUGAACAUUGUUUUACUUUACAGGACUCAGUUCAGUUUAAUUUAUACCAUGGUGCGGCACUACUAAACGCUUACACUGUCUUUGGCAUAUUCUCUUGGGGAGAGAGACAAAACAAAAUAUUUCCCUUUGUAAUAUUGCGGAUUGCUGAUUUUAAGGAUUGGCUUGAAGACGUUAUUGUUUUAAACAAUGCGAUUUAAAAUAACUUUGUAGCUUGUAUUUUCCGAAUAAAAUGUUUAAACGAU